GGAGCGGGAGGGAAGGAGCGAAGGAGCGAGCUGAGCGGCGGUCGCCAAAGCCGAGCCUCGCUGCCCGCCCGCCCGCCCGCGCUCCAGUCGCCGUGUCUAGCAGCGGGGCCCAGCAUGGUCAUGGCGGAUGGCCCGAGGCACUUGCAGCGCGGGCCGGUCCGGGUGGGGUUCUACGACAUCGAGGGCACGCUGGGCAAGGGCAACUUCGCGGUGGUGAAGCUGGGGCGGCACCGGAUCACCAAGACGGAGGUGGCAAUAAAGAUAAUAGAUAAAUCUCAGCUGGAUGCAGUGAACCUUGAGAAAAUCUACCGAGAAGUACAAAUAAUGAAAUUGUUAGACCACCCUCACAUAAUCAAACUGUAUCAGGUAAUGGAGACCAAAAGUAUGUUGUACCUUGUGACCGAAUAUGCCAAAAAUGGAGAAAUUUUUGAUUAUCUUGCUAAUCAUGGACGAUUAAAUGAGUCUGAAGCCAGGCGAAAAUUCUGGCAGAUCCUCUCUGCUGUUGAUUAUUGUCAUAGUCGAAAGAUUGUGCAUCGUGACCUCAAGGCUGAAAACCUCCUGCUGGAUAACAACAUGAAUAUCAAAAUAGCAGAUUUCGGUUUUGGAAAUUUCUUUAAAAGUGGUGAACUGCUGGCAACAUGGUGUGGCAGCCCCCCUUAUGCAGCCCCAGAAGUCUUUGAAGGGCAGCAGUAUGAAGGACCACAGCUGGAUAUUUGGAGCAUGGGAGUAGUUCUUUACGUCCUUGUCUGUGGAGCUCUGCCUUUUGAUGGACCCACUCUUCCGAUUUUGAGGCAGAGGGUUUUAGAAGGAAGAUUCCGGAUUCCAUAUUUCAUGUCAGAAGAUUGUGAGCACCUCAUUCGAAGGAUGUUGGUCCUAGACCCAUCCAAACGACUGACCAUAGCUCAAAUCAAGGAGCAUAAAUGGAUGCUCAUAGAAGUUCCUGUACAGAGACCUGUUCUCUAUCCACAAGAGCAAGAAAAUGAGCCGUCCAUCGGGGAGUUUAAUGAACAGGUUCUGCGGUUGAUGCACAGCCUUGGAAUAGAUCAGCAGAAAACCAUUGAGUCUUUGCAGAACAAGAGCUACAACCACUUUGCUGCCAUUUAUUUCUUGUUGGUGGAGCGCCUGAAGUCCCAUAGGAGCAGUUUUCCUGUGGAGCAGAGACUUGAUGGCCGCCAGCGUCGGCCUAGCACCAUUGCAGAACAAACAGUUGCCAAGGCUCAAACCGUGGGAAUCCCAGUGAGCGUGCAUUCACCGAACAUGAGGCUGAUGCGAUCCACGCUCCUCCCACAGGCUUCCAAUGUGGAGGCCUUUUCCUUUCCGGCAUCCGGCUGUCAGGCGGAAGCAGCAUUUAUGGAAGAGGAGUGUGUCGACACGCCAAAGGUGAACGGCUGUCUGCUUGACCCCGUGCCUCCCGUCCUGGUGAGGAAGGGAUGCCAGUCACUGCCCAGCAAUGUGAUGGAGACCUCCAUCGACGAAGGGCUGGAGACAGAAGGAGAGGCUGAAGAAGACCCCGGCCAUGCCUUUGAAGCAUUUCAGUCUACACGCAGCGGGCAGAGACGACACACGCUGUCAGAAGUGACCAAUCAGCUGGUGGUGUUGCCUGGGACAGGGAAAAUCUUCUCCGUGAGUGACAACCCCUCCCUUGACAGCGUGGACUCGGAGUAUGAUAUGGGGUCUGUUCAGAGGGACCUGAACUUUCUGGAGGACAACCCUUCCCUGAAGGACAUCAUGUUAGCCAAUCAGCCCUCAGCCCGUAUGCCGUCUCCCUUCAUCAGCCUGAGGCCCACCAACCCGGCCAUGCAAGCCCUGAGUGCCCAGAAGCGAGAGGCCCACAACAGGUCGCCAGUGAGCUUCAGGGAGGGCCGCCGGGCGUCAGACACCUCCCUCACUCAAGGAAUUGUAGCAUUUAGACAGCAUCUUCAGAAUCUGGCUAGAACCAAAGGAAUUCUAGAACUGAACAAAGUGCAGUUGCUGUAUGAACACAUGGGACCAGAGACAGACCCGAGCUUGGCCUCAGCCACGCCUCAGCUCCAGGACCUGGCCAGCAGCUGCCCUCAGGAGGACGGUCCUCAGCAGCAGGAAAGCGUGCCGCCGCUGCCUCCCAGUGUGCAUCAGCUUUCCCAGCGGCAAAGCCUGGAGACCCAGUACCUGCCGCACAGACUCCAGAAGCCCGGCCUCCUGUCAAAGGCUCAGAACACCUGUCCGCUUUAUUGUAAAGAACCACCACGGAGCCUUGAACAGCAGCUGCAGGAACACAGGCUCCAGCAGAAACGGCUCUUCCUCCAGAAGCAGUCUCAGCUGCAGGCAUAUUUUAAUCAGAUGCAGAUAGCAGAGAGAUCCUACCCACAGCCAAGUCAGCAGCUGCCCCUGCCCCACCAGGAGACUCCGCCACCAUCCCAGCAGCCCCCACCGUUCAGCCUGACCCAGCCCCUGAGUCCCGUCCUGGAGCCUUCUUCCGAGCAAAUGCAAUACAGCCCUUUUCUCAGCCAGUACCAGGAGAUGCAGCUGCAGCCCUUGCCCUCCACGCCACAGCCACCACCUCCGCCACCGCCACCGCCACCACAACAGCCAGGAGCUGCUACAGCGCCCUUACAGUUCUCCUAUCAGACUUGCGAGCUGCCCAGUGCUGCUGCUCCUGUGCCAGACUACCCCGCUGCCUGUCAGUAUCCCGUGGACGGGGCCCAACAGAGCAGCCUCCCAGGGACAGACUGUCCCAGGAGCUCUGGACUGCAAGAGAAUCCCUCCAGCUACGACCCCCUAGCCCUCUCUGAGUUACCGGGACUCUUUGAUUGUGAAAUGCUGGACGCUGUGGAUCCACAACACAAUGGGUAUGUCCUGGUGAAUUAAUCUCAGCCCAGGAAGUGAGGUGGGUCCAGUGAAGGAAGACUGUGUGUUUCUAUUUUUAUUCCAGCCUUUUAAAUGUAAAGCUUAUUUUCUUGCCCUCUCCCUAAUGGGGAAAAAUCAAGUCACCCAACUGGAAACAGAGGGCCUGGCUGGGGUGGGUGUUGCUUCCUCCUGGCUCUGUCCCGCCACAGUUUUCUGCGGCAGGUGCUGGAACCUAGUUGUAGGCUGCAGCUCAUGCCCUUAGGUCAAGUGGAGCAAGAUCUUGAGGGAGGUACCAACAGAUGUUUUUAUGAGAUGACAACAUUCAGAUCUAGGUUUUAUGCAGAAUUAUGCCUGUUCAUUCUUGAGGGAAACCCUGGUCAAAGCAAGAAAAAGAUGUGCUAUUGCAUUUAUAAAUAGGGCAAAUAAAAAGGCAAUAUAUUUUCACUGAAGCCAAGCAACAAACAUACUGCUUCAAGGCAAAUCAAGAAUACAUAAUGGAAUUUGAUGUGCAGGAAAUAAAGGAAAGCUGUAUUUUGUCAUCUUAAGUUCUUAGCUGCUAAUGCAAGUUGUCCCCAAGGCCAUCACAAAGCAGUGGAGUAUCAGCUCUGUUUCCGGGACCACUAACAGCUGGUGCUGACCCCUGAGCCGGGCAGUCGUUUCCUUUGGGAAGCAGGUGACACACCUCUUCAGAAGAGGCCGCUGGGUUACACUGAGGACUACAGAGAUGUCAGGAGAGCCACUGCAGUGGGGGCCGAGGCGAGGAGAGUACCCGCCCUGGGCCAGGGCAGGCGGGCUGCUCCUGCAGUCUCUUGUGGAGACUUCUGGCUUGGGCCAGUUGGUCUCCAGAGGAUCCCUGGUCUCUCUGCAGUGUAAUAACUCCUUUGACUUUACACCUUAUGUUGCUAAUAGUUUCCUGAGCUUUGUAUAUUUGGACAGUUUCAUAUAGGGCUUAGAAACCAUAAUGACACAAAAAUGACCUUUGAUGUCCCAUGUGAAGUGGUAGUGCUGUGCCUUUCUCCCGGAGAUCAUGCUUUAAUUCUUUCUUUUCUGUAGAAACCCGGUUUUGCAUUUAUGUCAAGGCUAAAUCCAAAGUCACUUCAGAGUUUGUUUUCCACCAUGUGGGAAUCAGCAUUAAUUUCCUUAAAAUCUUGACUUGUAAUGAAAUGUUCAAGUAUUCACAGCAAUAUUCAGAGAACCACAGAUGUGUUAACCGUUUAAGCAGAUCAUCUGCCAAACCCCUGACAUUAUUAGUAGAACCCAGCCCUUAGUCCAUUCAUCAUAGGAAGUGAAAACUAGAUGCUCCAGCUAAUUUCCUGUAUACCUAGAAGUAAUGAGUCAUCUGUCACGCGGAGACUAAAACCCAGGUGUUACAAAUCCAGUAUUAUUUAUAAAAACUAUUAAUUUCUAUCCUUUAGAAUGGCUUGUCCUGUCAGCAGAUGAAUGCGUUAAGCACAAAGCGUCUUCCUUAAAGCACAAAGAAGAGAGCUACUCCACUGAUGCUGCAUCUAGAAAACACCUUUAAGUUGCCUUUCCUCUGUAGUAAGUGUCCAGACAGGUGAGGGGAGCAUGGCAAGCCUAAGGAGUCUUCUGGCCCCCCCAGUGUGGGUGACCUGAGCAGUCCUUGUUGCCAGCUGGACAGUGCCUCACGGUGGCCACCGGUGCCAGGAUGCUUUGCUGAGGUGCUCUGCCUGGAGUUGGACUCAAGGACUCAGCAGGAGAAAGCAGUGGGGGUGGGGGGACCGUCAUUUUUGUGAUUUGAUAACAGGCAGUAAAAAUCCAGGAAGGAUGAAUUAUGUUCCUUUUAUGGGUUGUUUAUUCCUCCUUGUGCUUAAGAUGGAUGGUGUCAUGAAAUAGAGAACUUCAUUUCAUUUAAGAGAUCAUUUCAUUAAGAUCUCUAAUCUGUUUUAAGUCUUUGCAAAAUAAGCCAGUUAUAAAACGGCUUGAUUUGUUUAGACUGAAGGAGGAUGUUUUCCCAAAAUGUACUACAGAAGUGCUGUAAUAUUUAAAAAUUAGAAUGCCUUCCAGAUUGAAAAUGGGACCGCUCAUUUCAGAACUGCAGGAAUGGCACAGAUUGGCAUACGUGGCUGCCCCCACCAAGGCUGCGCUCCUUAGCCCAGGAGACCCAGGAACUCCGGCAGGGCAGUUAGGCCGACAGAGUGAGUGCUGGGAGGCUGAAGGGCCCAGAGCGAGCAGGACGCAAGCGCAGUAGCCAGGCCUGUGGCAGUCAGCAGAGUGGAGGCAUGGCGGACACUGGCCUGCAGAAGGGCAGACCAGGCCGGAGGCUGGGUUCUGAGCUCCCGGUUUGUUUAGCUCAUUUCAAGCAGAAAUUGGGAAACUCUGCAGCCACCUUUAUUAGCUGAAACGUAAGCGGGGGAGAGGCGACUGGUUCUGUGUCAGUCAGCUGUCCGCUGGGAGCUGCCAGCAGUUUGCUCUUCGUAAACCCGUAGCAACACUAAGGCGGCUUACGCCACUCUACUUACACGAAAUACUGACUUGCUUUCCAGUCUGUUUCAUGUUAGCAGUGUGUACACUACUGUAUAAUAAUCAUUUGCUUUAUUAUCUUGUAAACCAGGCUCCUCUGAAGAGACUUUGGUGAGAUAAAUGCGAGGUAAAAAUUUCAUCCAGCAAAAAGUGCAAUAUGUGUGGUACUUUUUUAUUUUUGUGUAUGUUCUCUCUUUUUUUUUUUAAUCCAGGGGUAUUAGUCUCUGCUUUGGGAAAAAUGCACUAGUUCUGCAUUUCCAGUUGGGCAAGUGUGUCUCUAGUAUCUACAUGCAGCUGAUAAUGCUGGUCCCUGUAAGGCAAACACAGCAUGUGAGCACAACAGAAAGGGGGCGGCCGUCCCACUUCUAAAUUCCUAGUAAGCUACACUGACCAGCCCCAGCCCUCCCCUCGCCACUUCUGCCCACCUGCCACCCUAGGCCAGGGAAGGGACCAGCGGUUCCUGCACCCACCACCCAGAAUCUACCGCAAGGGUGUCACUGGGAGGACUAGAGACGGGACAGAAGGACCCACAGUGCCACAGUGUGAGCACGCCCCUCCUCCCUGCAUCAGACCUUGCCUCCCCAGAAUCGAGAACUCAGUGGUCUACACCACGUCCUGGGGCCGCAGGCGUGCGUCAGAAGCUUGGGAUUAUGACAGAACAGCCCUCAACUCCUGUGCUCCUGCCUGGCUCUGAGCCCUACAGGAACGGGGCACCCUGUACCCUUAUGGGGAGGGAGAAAGGACCACCCUGUGGGAGACCACCCCACCCCUGCCGUCAGCUCCAGGCCCCUACAGAAGGGACUUGUCAGGGGACCGACCUCUCCCACACACUGGGUGUCCUCAGAGUCUGUGGCAGAGAGAUUUACAGAAUUCUGCCAAGUUGAGAGGAGGGGUUGUUCUCAGCUGGAGAGUGCCUGGGUGACCGGCAGAAGAAUGAAGGGCCGUAAGAACCGCCUUCUAGCCACAGUUGGUCUAGGGUCCCUGGAGUGAGGGCGUUGAAACAGCCUCUGGCUAGGUGACCUGGACGGAGUGAGUGCUGCUGCUUUUGUGAGGGUCUUCCAACCUCUGCGGAAGCCCCAGGUUCUUAAAUAUAUUGGGAUCAGAGUUUUUCUGCCUUGGAUGACGUUUUAAAACUUCUAUCGACAGUUACACUCAAGCUCCCUGUAAGGCGUAAAGAAAACUGAUAGUGCAAGUAACUUUCACGUUCCUCCUCUAGAGACAGAACGUAGGUCAUUUGACAACACUGGUCCCAGUGGAUAGUUGCAGAAUCCCUUUGCAGGGGCUGACCUUUGCCGCACGGGUACCCCUACACUGGGCUGCUUCUACUGCCUCCUUGGAAGCCACCCGCGCCGUUCGGUCUCUUUGUGCCUAGACAUCAAAGGUAAAAACUGCAGAACAGGUAGUCAGUUGCAAUCAUUGUUUAGGCAGGCAUCUUUGAUCAUUUUGUUUCUGGAAAUGUUUUCUAGAACUUCAAGAGUGAUGCAUGGAGAGCAAGAACUUUCUAAACGGAACAGAAAACAGUUGUAAGAAACCGUACCUCCCUUCUAACAGGAUGGGAAACGAGUACAAAGCUCUCUGCCACCCUGAGGGCGGCAGGAUAGACAAAGUCAGUGGCCUUUCAAGGCCCAUUGGGCCUAGAGUCUAAUCUCCCAGUGCCCUCUCCCUUUUUACCACUCCCUCCCCCCCCCCAGUUAAGGUGUGGCCUGUUCAGUUCUAGAAGACUCUUGGCUGUCCUGGUUGCAUCACAUCCCGUGCCCACCUCUCAUCGGAGCAGAUUUCAACACGUUUGGCAGAGUCAGCACAUACUGUUGCGCAGAUUAAGAACCGGGCCGCAGCCCUGCCCACAGACCUGGGCGGCGAGAGUUCCAGCCGGCCCGCCUGCCCGCCAGUGAACAGAGCACCUUCCCAAGUGACCUCUCCUAAUCCUCAACCACCCCGCGCGGCAGUCGAGAGAUCCUGUCCCUGUCUUUGCGGCCCGGGGAGGCAGGGCUCUCGUUAGCUGACGUGCUUCACGGAGGUCAGGCGCGUGUGAGCGCAGGGCCGGGACUGGGCUGACUGGCAUCUUGAUUGGGUUUCUGGCUUCUUACUCUCUUUCCCUGCUCGGUGGCAGCUGAGUCUUUGCAUAGGCGAACAGCUGUAUAAACAAAGCCCCCAUGUUUGCCAGGCGCGGCCACGCCCCCCACGUGGCAGCCCCCUGCCUCGGCAGAGACGCCCUUCAGGUGAUGACUGCCGCUGUGCAGGGGGCCCCCGCAUCCAUUCAGCAAGGCUGUGUGCGACAGACCCCAUAGACAAGCUGGCCUUUCGCGUCCAGCAACUACAGGUGUUCGGGCUCCUGUCAAAGGCAUUGCACGCUAGAGUAACUACCGACGGCCGCCUGACGGCAGGACACAGCCUGCUCUACCGCCAGGCAGCUGAGCUCACGGCCAGCUCAGGAAGGGCGCUGCUCGGGGAACCACGACCUUACGGUCCUUGUCAGCGAGUCUUCUAGACACCUUUAGGGUUAGAAAAAGAACAUGCUCUAAUGGGAGAGGUUGUCUUUCCAGAUGUGGGUAAGGAGGGAGGAGCUUUAAAAACAGACAUACAAAACCACAUCCUUGAAAAACAGGACCCCUAACUGGAAUGUUACACCUGUAAGCCCAGGGACGGGACUUGCCUCUGGCUGUGAGAUGCCUGCCUGGCCACGAGUAGCGAGUAGCUCGGUCAAGGAAGUAGCCUUCCUGCUACUGAUGGGAAAAAAAAAAUCUGCCUUCAUCAAAACCUCUGAAGGAGGGAAAGGCAGAGAGAAAGGAGGUUUGCUUCUCUUUGGGGGUCCAACUUUAAAAUCUAGAGAGGAUAUUUGCACUUUGUAGAAAGGGCAAGAUCAUUGCUUGUUUCUGAAGGAGGAGGGAGGUGUUGGUGGAUGUUUGGUCUGUGAAAGAGUUACUUUUGAUAAAUUAACCUAAUUGUAGUUAUUUUUUUCUGUGUGCUUUUUUUUAAUUACUAAGAAAAAAUUGGUGAGUUCAAUAGCUUUGGUAUUUUGAAUGCAAAUCAUAAUAGCACCAAUGUGGGGGGAAAAAAAUCAAAUUGUAGCCCGUCACUCAAUGUUAGAAAAUUGCCUAAAAUGCAGUUUAAUAAAUGAUCUUUGUACCAAAUGGCAAUUUAAAUAGGGUAAUUUUCUGCAAGGAAAAUGUACUGUUUUUAUGUUUCCAACCCUCUUGAAUUAAAAUAAAAACAACUUGUUUUCUA
This is a messenger RNA of Oryctolagus cuniculus (rabbit), 8532 nucleotides long. Lineage: Eukaryota; Metazoa; Chordata; Mammalia; Lagomorpha; Leporidae. The record is from RefSeq and is a predicted model, not a curated record.